Messenger RNA from Haplochromis burtoni (Burton's mouthbrooder), 2847 nucleotides. It is a transcript of the gene plxnc1, whose product is annotated as plexin C1. Gene Ontology annotation, molecular function: semaphorin receptor activity. Lineage: Eukaryota; Metazoa; Chordata; Actinopteri; Cichliformes; Cichlidae. Gene Ontology annotation, biological process: regulation of cell shape; semaphorin-plexin signaling pathway involved in axon guidance; positive regulation of axonogenesis. The record is from RefSeq and is a predicted model, not a curated record. Gene Ontology annotation, cellular component: semaphorin receptor complex.
AUCUUCUGUUUGGGGCAACACUGGUUUCAGUCUGACGUUCCACAUUCCCAGUUCAAAUAUCAAAGGCGUGGUCAACGUAUGUCUUCUCCUCCCAGAUGGUCAUUGCCAUGGCAAAGCUAAAAUCACCUACAGCUCAUUACCAUCAUGCACCAAUAUUACUCCAAGCAGCAGCUGGAUCAGUGGGAAGAGGAAGAUCACACUCACUGGGUCCCAUCUUAACUUUGUUGAAGGGGUCAUGCACAGCCCCACAAUGCACAGCCCCACAAUGCAGGAGGUCAGACUUCCCAGAUACAUCAGCUCUCAGAAUCUCACCUAUGAUUCACCUGCAGCUCUGAGCAUUUCUAGCAGUACUGUGUAUUUGAAAGUAGCCAAUGAAACCUUGACCUGCUCCAGAAAACUCUCGUACUAUCCAGACCCUGAGUUUACCAGCUUCACAGCCACAAGGACAGGGAAAGAUGUGCACAUCACCAUUCAGAAAAAAACAGACAAGCUGGAGAUGACAAUAGAUGAGUUAUCAGUGUGGGGCGUUGAAGACAAGCCAAAAAAUUGCACCAUGGAAGCCAAAGAAACCAGUGACAACAUUGACUCUUUCACCUGUGAGAUUAAAAGCUCAACCAACCCUGAAUUUCAACAAUUAUUGAUAAAAUACGGAGACAAAUCUGUCACACUGGAAAAUAAAGAUAAAUCUGGAGUUUCUUAUUUUCCGAUGCUGAUCCUUGUCCUGCUGCUGAUACCAGCCAUUAUUACUGUGGCGUUAUUCUACCAAAGACAACAGCAGAGGCUCGCUGAUAAGAUGAACAAGUUUGUGGAAGACCUUGAGCUCAACAUCAGGAAUGACAUCAGACAAGGUUUUGUGGAGUUGCAGACAGAAAACGCUGAUCUACUGGAAAAUGUUGGAACAAUUCCUUUCCUGGAUUUCAAGCACUUUGCCUCCAGAAUCUUUUUUCCUGAGAAUGAAUCUUUGAUGGAAUCCUGUAUCAAAGACAUCAGUCAGGAUGCGGUGAAGAUUCAGCUUGAUGAGUGUUGCCAGGGCUUGUCCAGGCUGAUCCAGGACCAGCUCUUCCUCACCUCCAUGGUGCAUGCUCUCGAAGAAGAGAAGAGUUUCACCAUCAAAGACAAAUGUGCAGUAGCAUCUCUGCUCACUGUAGCGCUCCACAGCAACUUGUCAUACCUGACGGAGGUGAUGGAGGUUCUGCUCAAGGAUCUGAUGCAGAAGAGCAGCAACGCUCAGCCCAAGCUGUUACUCCGACGCACUGAGUCUAUAGUGGAGAAACUGCUCACCAACUGGAUGUCCAUCUGCCUCUACGGCUUCCUUCGGGAAACUGUUGGCCAGCACCUGUUCCUGAUGGUUAGCGCCCUCACGCAGCAGAUUGCAAAAGGCCCAGUGGAUUGUGUCACAGAGAAAGCGCUGUACACACUCAACGAGGACUGGCUGCUCUGGCAGGCUCAGGACUUCAGCUCGCUGAAGCUCAAAGUGCUGUUUGCUGUGGGCACUGACGGGGAGGUGAGUGAGCCUCUGGAAGUCAUCGUCCUUGACUGUGAUACAGUGGAGCAGGUCAAAGAGAAAAUUCUGUCCAGCUUCAAGGCCAAGUUUGGUUUCCCCUACAACAUUCCCCUGAGGGAUGUCUGCAUAGAGUAUGAGAAGAAUGGAUUAUUCCUUCCUCUUGAGGAAGUUGAUGCAAGCUCAGUGGUUAUUGGGGAGGUGACAAUGCUCAACACUCUCAAACACUACAAGGCUAAUGAUGGCGGGACAAUCAAAGUGCUCUCUAAGAAAACUCAUCCUCCUCUGAGCCCACAAGGAAGUGUGAAAGAUGACGAGAAUUUCUCGGGAAAAUACUUCCAUUUGAUCGAUCCUGAUGUAGAUGAAGAUCAAACAAAGAACCCAGAGAGGAAGAAGUUAAAGCUAAAGGAAGUACACCUCACCAAGCUGCUCUCUACCAAGGUGGCAGUGCAUUCAUUUGUGGAGAAACUCUUCAGGUCCAUCUGGGGCCUGACACUCAGCAGAUCUCCGUUCGCUGUCAAGUACUUCUUUGACUUCUUGGACACUCAGGCGGAAAACAUGAAGAUCACUGACCCAGAUGUCCUGCACAUCUGGAAGACCAACAGUUUGCCGCUGCGCUUCUGGAUCAACAUUCUGAAAAACCCUCAGUUUGUUUUUGACAUGGAGAAGACGCCACAUAUGGACGGCUGCCUGUCCGUCAUUGCUCAGGCCUUCAUGGACUCCUUUUCUCUGAGUGAGAUGCAGCUGGGGAAGUACGCGCCUACCAACAAGCUCCUCUAUGCCAAAGACAUUCCCAAGUUUAAACAGGAAGUGAAGAUGUACUACAAACAGAUAAGAGACCAGUCACCAGUCACGCCCGCAGAAUUCAAGGAUUUCCUGCAUGAAGAGUCAAAGAAACACGAAAAUGAAUUCAAUGAAGCAGCAGCGCUCAAAGAACUCUACAAAUUCAUAGAGCGAUACUUCACAGAGAUCAAGCAGAAACUGGACGAGAACGGAGUCCCUGCUGAGCUGAAGGAGCAGCUACAACAUGUAAAGCAAUCAUUUGAUGGACUGAAAAGCUGCUCCUGGAGUUGAACCAUCUGUCUUUUCUCUAAUAGGAAUAAGCCGUGAAUAUCAAGCAAGGGAGUGAACCUCACAGAGGAUGUUUCGUUUACCGAAAGCUUUUUGUAUCUGAUGGACUUUCACUUUCUUCACCAGCGGAAUAAUUGUUGUUAAAACUCAUGAACCCAAAUGCACAAUGAUUCCAGCCAAAGACAUGUCAGGCACAAGGUUAAUGUACAAAUAUUUUAAUACAGUUCAAGUCUGUAUCAUCAUUGUGCAACGUAGUCCGUAGUGUCAUCUGUAUG